Linnemannia hyalina is the source of this 936-nucleotide messenger RNA. Lineage: Eukaryota; Fungi; Mortierellomycota; Mortierellomycetes; Mortierellales; Mortierellaceae. The record is from the annotation of a GenBank genome assembly.
AUGUCCGACUCAGAGAGCGAAAACGAACAGAGACUCACACUCGAGGACCUCGAGGGUUCCGAUACCGAGAUGCUCUCGGGCGACGAGGACGGUCCCAUGGAUAUCUUGACCCAGCAGCGUGUCACCAUCAACAACGAGCCUGCAUUGAAGCGUCUCCGUGAACAGAUCGCUCUCCCCACCAACAUCCCCUGGUCCGAGACCCAAUCAAUCACCUCUACACAAGCCAUCAGCGUCACCGACCCCGACGACGACCUCAACCGCGAGGUCGCCUUCUACAACCAAGCCCUCGAGGCUGCAGUGCAGGGACGGGACAGGAUAAGAAAGGAAGGUGGCGUCUUUGAGCGGCCCUCGGAUUACUUUGCAGAGAUGAUCAAGACGGACGAUCAUAUGGCCAAGAUCCGUCAACGUCUUUUGGAUGAGAAUGCGUCGAUCGAGGCUAGUGAGCGGGCCAAGUCACAGAGGGAGUUGAAGAAGUUUGGAAAGAAGGUUCAGACGGAGAAGCGUCUUGAGAGAGAGAAGUCCAAGGCUGAUGCUUUGGAUAAGAUCACUGCCCUGAAGAAGAAGCGCCAGGGUAACGACAACUCAACAAACGCAGACGACGAUUUCGAUGUGGCAUUGGCCAGCGAUGACGACGAGAUGAAGUCAUACAAGACAGGCGACGGCGAGUCCAAGAAGCGCUCCUCCAGCUCCACACAGGAAUCACGCGGCAAGCGACACAAGAAGGAUCAAAAGUUUGGUUUCGGAGGCAAGAAGCGUUUCGGGAAGUCAAACGACGCCAACAGUUCGGCCGAUGUCUCUGGAUUCAGUGUCAAGCGCAACAAGUCAACCUCUUUCAAGUCUGGACAUAAGGCCCAUAAGGCUGGAGGCGCCAAGGGUGGUGCUGCCAAACAGAGGCCAGGAAAGGGACGUCGUCAGAACAGCUCCGGCAGGAAAUAA